Neltuma alba is the source of this 1272-nucleotide messenger RNA. RefSeq names its product receptor-like protein kinase ANXUR1. The transcript is spliced from 2 exons. The record is from RefSeq and is a predicted model, not a curated record. Gene Ontology annotation, biological process: protein autophosphorylation. Lineage: Eukaryota; Viridiplantae; Streptophyta; Magnoliopsida; Fabales; Fabaceae. Gene Ontology annotation, molecular function: ATP binding; transmembrane receptor protein tyrosine kinase activity. Bases 1 to 1272 code for a protein of 423 amino acids. Gene Ontology annotation, cellular component: plasmodesma; plasma membrane.
AUGGAUCCUCGCCAACAGGAACUGAAGCUGGGCUUCAACAAUGGCGGCAUCUCGUCAGAACGAAGGAUCUCUAUCCAUGAUUAUGAAAACGACGCUGAAGUCAACGAAACGCGGAUCAAGCAACGCGCUAGUGGACCUGUUCUCCAGCACCUACAAACUCAAUGUCUAGCGUCUCUUGAUUGCCUCAAACUCAGCUGCGGGGCGACGAUACAGGGAAUGGGAAUCCUUUACCAGUGCUUCGGAGGCUCUGGUUCACCUCGGAGAAAACAACCUUCCACGACAGUAGAAGAUCUAUGCCAUCGCUUUUCUCUCGCGCAACUUCGAGAAUCCACCGACGACUUUGACGGCAGCCGUUUUAUCGGUGAAGGACCCUACGGUGUGGCAUACAGGGGUUGCAUCUCCAUCGACGGCCAACUCAAGGAUAUCGCAGUGAAGCGGCUCCGACAACCAGAAUCAUACGGGAUCUCACUGUGCAAGAACGAAAUCAUAUUUAUGUGCCAGCUACGACACCCGAAUCUGUUGUCUCUUGUUGGAUUUUGCGAUGAUCGAAAUGAAAUGAUUGUGGUCUAUGACUACGCCCCCAACCGAUCACUCUAUCAUCAGAUCCACGGAAUAGACAGCAAUUCGCCAAUAAAGCCAUGGAAGAAGAGGCUAGAAAUUAGUAUCGGAGUGGCGCGUGGGUUGCACUACCUUCACUCAGGAACCAAACGCACCGUCAUUCAUCGCCAUAUAACAUCGGCUGCCAUUCUUCUGGGCGAGAAUUGGGUUCCCAAACUCGGAUAUUUCGGGCUCUCUUUAAAAGGACCGAAGUUCUCAGCAAGGGAUGCGAAGCCCAUAAAGUUGGAAUCCAUUGAAGGUCCCUGGGUAUACACGGCUCCUGAAUGCUUACGCGCCACCAAUGUCACGUAUAAAAGUGACGUCUUUUCAUUUGGAGUAGUUUUGUUAGAACUAGUUUGCGGAAAGACUUUAUCGCAAAUCAGUGAGCAUGAGUGGCGUCAAGUUGAGAACACUGCAGAUUUUUUCCAAUUUACGAUGAGCGUAGUUGAGAAAGUACGUGAUUUGGCAGGAACAGGAAGAGCUGAGGGAAUUAUUGAUGAGAGUUUGGUGGGAGAAAUAGGAAGAGGGUGCUGGAAAUUGUAUAUGGACAUUACAGAGAGUUGUCUGAAUGAAGAUCCCAAUGAGAGGCCUGAUAUGGGAGACGUUGAAGUGCAGCUUGAACGUCUAUUGCAGCUACAAGAGGAUGCAGAUUCUAACAAUAUAAUGAUUCCUUGA